Messenger RNA from Cannabis sativa, 2483 nucleotides. RefSeq names its product probable aldehyde dehydrogenase. Gene Ontology annotation, molecular function: aldehyde dehydrogenase (NAD+) activity; L-glutamate gamma-semialdehyde dehydrogenase (NAD+) activity. The coding region runs from base 529 to 2193 and encodes 554 amino acids. The transcript is spliced from 16 exons. Gene Ontology annotation, cellular component: mitochondrion. Lineage: Eukaryota; Viridiplantae; Streptophyta; Magnoliopsida; Rosales; Cannabaceae. The record is from RefSeq and is a predicted model, not a curated record.
AUCCUUGCCCACUAUGAAAUGAGUCAUGUUUGCGUGUUUUGUUUCUCCAAAGAAAGCAAUGUGACAAAAUGCAGAGUCAUCCAUUAUUAAAACUAUAUUACUUAUAAUAAUUAUAUACAUCGUACAACUACAUAAACAGAGAAUAGGAAGAGAAGAGACUUGUUUUAUUCAUUUGCUAUUCUCUUCUUCCAACACGUGUUACCAAGCAAUUUAAUGGUGACCCGAUAAGUAUCAAUUAGAACAUUAUACUUUAGGAAAAAAAAAAAUUAGAAUAUUUUAAUAUAUUUUGAACAAAAAGGUCUUCCUUGAAAAGGUACGAUGAUAGUUUCUUGAUUUGGGAGUAAUGAGAUAUUGGGAAAGUGAGUGAUUUCGUUUAUAAAUGCUUAAGCUUACACACAAAUAUAAUAUUAUAUAAAGUGAGGAGUGAGAGAGAUAUAUAGAUAUAUAUUAUCAGAAGGGCUAGAAAGAAUCAUCACCCUUUCGAUUCUGACUAAUUAAUUUCUGGGUUUUGCUUGGUUGGUAAUCACCAUGAAUAAGCUUCUAGCUUGUGGGAAAAUAGCGUCAAGAGCUCCUCAUAGGGUUUCAAGCUUGUUUGGUUCUUUUAGUAUCUCAAGAUCAGUUCAUUCUAUGCCCUUUGCAACCUUAGAAGUUGAAGAGAUUUCAGGUUCACAACCCGCCGAAGUACACAACUUGGUGCAGGGUAAAUGGACAGGUUCUCCAAGUUGGAAUACAAUUGUGGAUCCUUUAAAUGGGGAACCUUUUAUUAAAGUUGCUGAGAUUGAUGAAAAAGGAAUUCAGCCAUUUGUUGAGAGCUUGUCUAAGUGUCCAAAACAUGGGCUACACAAUCCGUUCAAAGAUCCGGAAAGGUAUCUUAUGUAUGGAGAUAUAUCGGCAAAGGCAGCUCACAUGCUUUCCCUGCCGAAGGUUUCUGAUUUCUUCACAAGGUUAAUACAAAGGGUUUCUCCAAAGAGUUACCAGCAAGCUUUUGGGGAAGUUUAUGUGACCCAAAAAUUUCUAGAAAAUUUUUCUGGUGAUCAGGUUCGUUUUCUAGCAAGAUCUUUUGCAGUGCCCGGAAAUCAUCUUGGACAGCAGAGUCAUGGAUUUCGUUGGCCUUACGGUCCUGUUGCCCUUAUUACUCCAUUCAAUUUUCCACUAGAAAUACCUGUACUUCAGUUGAUGGGUGCACUUUAUAUGGGCAACAAGCCCCUUCUCAAAGUUGAUAGCAAGGUGAGCAUUGUCAUGGACCAAAUGUUGAGGCUUCUGCAUUACUGUGGAUUGCCAGAGGGCGAUGUGGACUUCAUAAAUUCUGAUGGAAAGACAAUGAACAAGCUGUUGUUGGAGGCUAAUCCACGAAUGACCCUCUUUACCGGUAGCUCAAGAGUGGCGGAUAAAUUAGCUGCUGAUUUGAAGGGUCGUGUCAAGUUAGAAGAUGCAGGAUUUGACUGGAAAAUCUUGGGUCCUGAUGUGCAAGAGGAGGAUUAUGUCGCCUGGGUAUGUGACCAGGAUGCAUACGCAUGCAGUGGUCAGAAGUGCUCUGCACAAUCAAUUUUAUUUAUGCACGAGAACUGGGCCAAAACUUCACUUAUAACCAAAAUACAAGAUCUUGCUGAUAGAAGGAAGUUAGAAGAUUUAACUGUUGGUCCUGUCCUUACGGUAACAACUGGAGCAAUUCUGGAACACAUUAAUCAAUUGCUUCAGAUACCAGGUUCAAAGCUACUCUUUGGGGGUGAACCUUUAGAGAAUCAUUCCAUUCCCCAAAUUUAUGGUGCUAUUAAACCAACAGCUGUCUAUGUUCCCGUUGAAGAAAUUGUGAAGGACAACAAUUAUGACCUUGUGACAAAAGAAAUAUUUGGACCAUUCCAGAUAAUUACCGACUAUAAGAAAGAACAACUCCCUCUGGUAUUGGACAUUCUUGAAAAGAUGCAUGCACACUUGACGGCCGCUGUUGUUUCAAAUGAUGCUCACUUUCUGCAGGAGGUUAUCGGUAAAACAGUAAAUGGGACAACUUAUGCUGGACUAAGAGGUAGAACAACUGGAGCUCCUCAGAAUCACUGGUUUGGACCAGCCGGAGAUCCUAGGGGUGCAGGGAUCGGGACCCCAGAAGCAAUAAAGCUUGUAUGGUCAUGCCACAGAGAAAUCAUCUAUGAUUUAGGUCCCCUGCCGAAGCAUUGGGAAAUUCCACCAUCUACCUAGAACAUAAAAUAGUCAUGUUGACGAGAGACUUGAGAGCUUAAAGAAAGCUAGUUAGAACUAGCAUAUUACUUGGUGCUUUUUAUACAUUAGCUGCAUGCUGCAGUCAGUGAGAUUUUUUUUGAGUGUAGCAUAGUAGUAUCACUUAUUUACUAAUAAGUUAGGGGUAUUGAGUUCGAACUCAUGCGCUCUCCUUUUUUGCACCUUUCUCUCAUUACUGAGUUAGCCUCUAGUCUUGGUAGCUUUUCUUGAGAUUAGAAUAAAAUCAGAGGAAUCUCUCUUUCUUGCAAAAA